AUUUUUUUUUAAAAAGUGUCUGUAAAUAGCCGCCGUGAGAUCAGAGUUUGUUGUAUCCCGGUCAAUAAUCGAAACCCUCGGAGAAGGUUUUAUUCAGCUGUGAACUUCUUAACAAUGUCCGGCGAGGAAGAUGCCACUGUAAGGGAGCCACUAGAUCUGAUUCGUCUGAGUCUAGACGAGAGAAUCUAUGUCAAGCUCCGCUCAGACCGCGAACUUCGCGGCAAGCUUCACGCGUUUGAUCAGCAUUUGAAUAUGAUUUUGGGUGAUGUAGAAGAAGUUAUCACAACAGUAGAAAUCGAUGACGAGACAUACGAAGAGAUUGUCCGGACGACAAAGCGCAAUAUUCAGUUUCUAUUUGUUAGAGGAGAUGGAGUGAUAUUGGUGUCUCCACCACUGAGGACAACUUGAGUUGAACAUCAAAUCUGAAGCCUAAGUUAAUCAACUACUGCUUUUAACGAAGAUGUCUUUAGUGACUACGUGUCGUUCAAAACACAAAAGGCUUAAAGAAGCUAUGUUGCUUUCGAAUACUUCUCCUUCUCAACUCCUUUGGUUUAGCUACUUUUCAUCGUGGGACCAUUCUUGAUUACAACCCAAACCAUCUGAGUUUUAUAAGUAAAGACAAGUUGUUAACAAA
Messenger RNA from Brassica oleracea var. oleracea, 634 nucleotides. RefSeq names its product sm-like protein LSM3B. Gene Ontology annotation, biological process: mRNA splicing, via spliceosome; P-body assembly. Bases 115 to 408 code for a protein of 97 amino acids. NCBI's taxonomy places the organism in Eukaryota, Viridiplantae, Streptophyta, Magnoliopsida, Brassicales, Brassicaceae. Gene Ontology annotation, molecular function: RNA binding. The record is from RefSeq and is a predicted model, not a curated record. The transcript is spliced from 3 exons. Gene Ontology annotation, cellular component: catalytic step 2 spliceosome; P-body; precatalytic spliceosome.